AUGCGCCUGCAUACGUCGUUUUCCUCCUUCGACGCUAUUUUUUUCGUUGUUUCGAUGAUCUCCUGGAGUUUAGCCGGACUAUAUGUUCAGGAUUCAAACUCGCCACGGUUAUGGCUGUUCCGUUCGUUUUNUGGAGGUUUACGCGGGUUCAUCCAGAUACUAAGUCGGCUGUUUCCUGUAUCUAGAGGUUUAACUCAUGCUUAUUGGGCUCCCAACCUCUGGGCCAUUUACAAUAUCAUCGAUCUUAUGCUGUAUCGUUUACUAUCACUGUGGAAGCCACAACUGUUCAUAGCUCCAACAUAUAGUUCUGGGCUAGUUCAGGAUCCGAAAUUCAUUAGAUUGGCUUUUCUCUUCUCCAUAAUUACUGCUACAUCUUUGUUUCCGUUACUUUUUACUUUGUUCGAAGUUCCGAUCAAAUAUUGCGCUUCAGCAACGUAUAUGGUGGUUUUGUUACUCAUGAUUAGACAUGUUUUUCGAAUCGACAUUCAGUCCCUGAUGAUAUUACCAACCCUGGUUUACGUUCUUGGCCUGCUAUUCAUCGAGUUUUAUGCUACGUUUUUACACCAGGCUUUGUUCAAAGCAAGUCUGGCUUUUCUUCCUUUGAUGAUGAUAUCAGUAUAUAACGCUGCUGGUGUUCUAUUUUGUUAUCUGUGGCUCAUUCUUUUGGUUUUUGAUGAUGAUAUUGGGGUGGCUUAUAAGAAGAAGCAUUGUGAGCUUAUUGAGGGUUUUAUUAGAGCAGGCCACUACCCUGUUCAAGCAGUGGAAUCACUCGAAGAAGUUGAAGUCGUCGGCGGUAUAGAUAUCUCUGCUUCUAAACACAACAAUGGUUUUGCAGUGGUGGCCUUCAGUAUUUUUGAAUAUCCAACUAUGCGUCCUUUGGCGAUUUUCGAUGAUGUUGUUGUGAUAACGGAACCGUACAUCACCGAUUAUCUCGCUGUACGUGAAGCGAAUCCAGUGGCAAAUUUUGUGAAUCAAGUUCUCACGGACUACCCUCAAUUCCGUCCGGAUGUCUUACUGUGUGACGGGAAUGGACAGUUUCAUAUAAGGAGUAAGGUUUGA
Molecule: messenger RNA, 1059 nt
Organism: Haemonchus placei
Lineage: Eukaryota; Metazoa; Nematoda; Chromadorea; Rhabditida; Trichostrongylidae
Source: the annotation of a GenBank genome assembly